This is a messenger RNA of Danio rerio (zebrafish), 782 nucleotides long. It is a transcript of the gene mid1ip1b, whose product is annotated as MID1 interacting protein 1b. Gene Ontology annotation, cellular component: nucleus; cytoskeleton; cytoplasm. NCBI's taxonomy places the organism in Eukaryota, Metazoa, Chordata, Actinopteri, Cypriniformes, Danionidae. The record is from RefSeq and is marked validated.
CAGGAUUUAACAGAGGUCAAAUACCAGAAAAGGUCACAUUAUCCGGUUACGACCUGGUUACACGUUUGAUUGACGUAUUGAAGCCACACCCAUGCUUUAAAUCCACCUGCGCUUUCAGAAACUUACUCUACUGAAGCGCACAGGGAUCCGAGCACUGUCUGGACACAAAUAAUAGCGGAUAAACCUUCUGUUUAAGCUAUCUGGACCACCCAGCUCAAGAAAAACGGCUGCGUUUAACGAAAGCUUUGUUCUGCAUUUAAGCCCUCCAGGUCAAUAGGACAGCAAAGAUGAUGCAAAUCUGCGACUCCUACAACCAAAAAAACUCUCUCUUCAAUGCCAUGAACCGGUUUAUCGGCGCCGUGAACAACAUGGACCAGACGGUCAUGGUGCCAAGUUUGCUGAGGGACGUCCCGUUGGAUCAGGAAGAGGAGAAAGAGGUAACCUCUUUCCAGGAUGGAGACAUGUAUGGCUCUUAUGUGCUCCUCAAAUCAAUCAGGAAUGAUAUUGAAUGGGGUGUACUUCAAGCCGAAGAGAGGCGUAAGGAGAAACAUGGCGUGACGACGACAUCCCUGGAGGUGUCUCGCAUCGAACCAAACGAUAAGGACUUGGAAAAGCUGUUUCAUUAUCAUCUAAGCGGACUACACACAGUACUGGCGAAGCUCACUAGAAAAGCGAACACUUUAACAAACAGGUACAAACAAGAAAUUGGAAUUGGUGGCUGUGGGAAUUGAGACGAACUGAAGUUUACAACGCCGUUGGACCGCAAAAAAAAAAAAAAAAAA